Drosophila rhopaloa is the source of this 7306-nucleotide messenger RNA. RefSeq lists its product as uncharacterized. Bases 274 to 4332 code for a protein of 1352 amino acids. The transcript has 2 exons. The record is from RefSeq and is a predicted model, not a curated record. Lineage: Eukaryota; Metazoa; Arthropoda; Insecta; Diptera; Drosophilidae.
AAUCAAAAAGUGGUGGCAACACAUUAAAUUUAAAACAAGGAUAACCAAGCUUAUUUUGUAUUUUUAUAACCAAAAACGCUGUGCUAAAAAACCCCAUAAAGUGCUUUAAACGUUAACAAACUAAUUAAGUAAUAAAUAAUUAAAAAUUUUGAUACUAGCCCAAAACAUGCCUUAUCCAAGGAGUUUCCGUUCGAUGCGUGUUUAUUUUCGCAAAAGUUUACAGUUAGGAUUAAAGAUGAUCUCUCUGGCCAGAGACAUUUAAUAUCAUCCAAAAUGGCUGCAUCCAUAUAUGCCACCCCACCGCCAGAUCUGAGCAGCGAGGACACUGCUCUCUCCGACGUCUCCAACUCAUCGACACUCAACACGAACAGGAACAACCACACCAGCAGUAGCAGCAGCAACAAUCCACAUGAAGCCACAGGAGCAACAACACCCACAGCCACAUCAGCCACAUCCAGUGGAGCAACAGGAGCGGGAGUGGGAGUGGGAGUGGGAGGCACUUCACCCACCGCCCACUUGGUCAAGGCAAUGGAGCUGCAACUGGAACCCCAGCCAGCGGGAAGCGGCACAAAUGAAGCGGACCACUUGGUGGAUGCGGGGCAGGGGCGCAAGGAGGCGGAGGAAGGGGAGGAGGAGGAGGAGGUGGAGGAGGGGCAGGGCGAUGCCAACAUGGCCACAAUGGCGGCAGCCAUGCAGCUGCAGCUCCUGGAGGCCCUAAGCGAUGCAGCCAAAAAGCGACGCAAACAGCACAAUCCCAGUCGCUUGGAGGCACUAAAUUUGAGUGGCGAAUCCACUGGUGAUGUGGGUCAAAAGAGAGAUACCUCCACCGUGGACUACGAGGAGAAGUUGUCCAAGAUGUUCCUUCCCAAGUCCAUUGAACAGCUGAAGGAGACCUUCGAAAUGCUGAAGCAGCAGAAGCAAGAGGAGGAGCAACUGCAACCCGAACCGGAAGCGGAAACGGAAACGGAAACAGAAGCCAUGCCAGACAUAUCAGAACCGAGCAAGCAGCGCGAGAAUCCCUAUCACACUUAUUGCAAACAGUGUGGCGAGAGUUUCGAAACGGAGUUCAAAUUGAGCCUGCACAUGUUGCAGGAUCAUGGGGAUGAUAGAACGGGUGAACAGGAUCCCGCUGACUUCCUGGCCUCCAUUAAGGUGAAACUGGAACGUGCCGAUAUUGCCAGUCCGCAGUUGCAGGAGCAGCAAAUGCAGCAGGACCUCAGCAACGGGCAUGGCAAGGAUAUGGAGCGAGAGCAGGAGCACUGGUUCCAGGCCAUGCAGGCCCAACAUCAUCCGCAUGGUCAUGGUCCCCAAAUGCCGCCCACCUUUCCCUUUCCCCCCGAGGCAGCCUUGGGUCCAGCUGGAUACCUGCCACUGCUUGGGAUGUCUGGGUUCCCAGGAGUGGAUGGCCUCAAUCGUCCUCCAUUGAGGAUCUUCAAUCCCGAGGCCUACUGCGAGUUGUGCAACAAGGAGUUCUGCAACAAGUAUUUCCUCAAAACGCACAAGGCCAACAAGCAUGGCAUCUUCGAUCCCGUGGGUGAAUCGAGCACCUCGAACACUUCCAGUCACCACAACAACAACAACAACAAUAUCACCAGUAGUAACAACAAUAACAGUGGCCAUCCGAAUCCCAGUAUGAGUUCCAUGAGUCAAAUGUUCCAGUUGCAGAGGGAGGCGAAUCAGGUGGCCAAACAGGAACCCAUUCCAGGUGGUGCAGCAUCCACGACUCCCGUGGCCUCUGUCCACUGUGACAUCUGUUCCAAGCGGUUCACCAACAUCUUCGCCAUGCGUCGUCAUCGGGCCAAGCAGCAUGACACUCAGCCUGCUCAGGAUUCGCCCACUUCGCAGACUCCCCUGCAAUCGCAAUCCCUUCGCGGCAGUCCCAAUGAGGCAUCGCCACCGCAAAUUAAGCAGGAAAUGUCACAGGAAGCGGAGCUCCCCAAGCCGUAUCAAUUGCCCGAGGGUUUCCGCGAGGACUUCACCCUGGAGCAGGAGGAGCUGAGCUUUGUGCCGCCGCCCCGGAAGUUGCCAUCGCACCUCCACCAGCAGGCCAAGGAGGCCAACUUCAGUCCGGACAAGCUGCGUCGCCUGGGCGUCCAGUUUCCCGACUUCUUCUGCGAACUGUGCUACCGCGAGUAUGCCAAUCGAUACUUCCUGCGCACCCACAAGUGGAAGCGCCACGGUCUGUUCGUGCCCCCCGAAGAUGUGACACCGCAGCCGGGUGGCAAGGAUGAGGGCCAGAUGCCCAGUGCCUGGCCCUUUAUGCCCCUCAAUCUGAUGCUGGCCAAGGCGGCGGCUGCCACCAUGGAUCAGCAGGAGCAGGAACGCGAGCGAGAGGCUCCUGAGGCAGAACCCGACUCCGAGCAGCCCAGUAAGAGGAUCAAAUUGGAACAGGAGGCAUCACCAUCCGAGGGCUAUGACGAGGACAAGCUAAACGGGUCGGUGGUGGGAUUGCAGAAUCUCCAGAAACUGCAGUCCAUGUUGCAGCAAUUGAACGACAUCAAUGGCAAGCGUCCCCUGCCCUGUCAUCUGUGUGGCCAGGAGCAGGAGAAUCAGUACACCCUGCGGGCUCACCUCAUGACCGAGCACGCCGGCCAGAUGCAACUGCCCAUGCCCAUGCCGAUUCCACUGCCCGAUCAGCAGGCACCCCAUCCCAUGGUCAGUUUGUACCACGCCCAGGGCAAUCCCCAGACACCGCCGGCUCCAGGAGCCAGAUCCCCGCCUGGGGGCGAUCUCCGCUGCCAGCAAUGCGAUCGGGAUUUCGCCACAGCCCAGGAAUUCAAGCAACAUAUCGCCGAGGUGCACAUGGGCAGGAAUGGAGGACUGAGUGGAAGUCCCCUGCGCGAUGGCUUCUUCACGCCCGAACGCCCAGUGGCGCCGCCAGCGGGCGGAGCCGGUGCUCCUUCCAUUCCAGCCGGAAAUCGUCCAGCCUACACCCUAACGCCCACCAGCAGCUACUGCGAGAUCUGCAACAAGGAGCUGUGCAACAAGUACUUCAUGAAGACCCACAUGCAGCGAAUGCACGGCAUCGAGAUCGAGAAUGGCGCCCAAAUCGGCGGCGUUGUGUGCAACAUCUGCAACAAGGAGCUGUGCAGCAAGUACUUCCUGCGAGUCCACAAGCACAACACCCAUGGCAUCAUCGAGGAGGGAUCCCCCCUCCCCCAGCCGAGGGGUCAGAACGGGGUCAAGAUGGAGGCUGCUGCCGCAGCAGCAGCAGCUGCAGCAGGAUCACAGCCAUCGCAGCAGGAUCAGGACCUGAAUGUCUCACCAACCACAGUGGAGGGCGGUGCUCCAUCCAACUCCAAUCACGAGGUCUGUCCACUCUGCUCGCGCCAGUUCCGCAGCUUUAAGUGGCUGCGAUCGCAUCUGAUGAACGAGCACGGAACCGCCGGAGUGGAACGCCUCAGGGAGAUGGACACCACUCAAUCCUCGGGACGCAGCAAGCCCAACAGUCCCACGCUCAAGAUUCCCAAUGGCAGUAGUGGUAACCCAACUCCAGCGGGCGCGGGAGCCGGAACUGCCGCUCCUAAUCUCGCCCAGGCCCUGCAGAACCUCAAUGCCCAGCACCUCUUUGGGCAGAUGCAACAGCAGCAGCAGAUGCCCAAGAUGCCACCACUUCCGCUGCCGGGAAUGUUUGGCGAACCGGCGUCCCGGUUCAAGGAGUACCAGUGCUCACUGUGCCCCUUCACCACGCCCUACUACGCCUUCCUCUUCAUCCACGAGCGCUCGCAUGCCCUGCUCAACAAUGGCGGCGAGGCCAUGGAGUUGCCCAUGGAGACGCCGGCACCGCAACCCUCAAGAAAUCCGGGUAAAUCCCGCAGCAAGUCCAGCAAGGCGGUGGCAGCACCUCCUCCCAUUAAGUCCGAAGAACCGGAGCCACCAUUGGAGCCCACCAACCUCAGCACCUCGGCCCCCAAAGUGGCGACCCAUUCCCAUUCCCCCAUAACUGGAGCAGGAUCUCCAUCUCCGGCCAACUACUCCCCCAAAGCAACCAGCUCAUCUUCGCCCAAGAUUCAACGUCGUCGAUCCUCCUCCUCGAAGCCUCCAACCACGCCCAAUGGUCUGGGCAGUGGAAAUGGAAACGGAAACGGGGGCCAUCGAUCGGCGGCCACCUCCCCUUUUGAGGGCUGCGGCGAGUUGGCCAACGGAAGUGGCAAGCCGGCCAGCUAUGCGCAACCGGAUCGGGCCGAGGAAGCAUAUCAGAUGCAGGCCUUCCACCUGCAGCCCGCCGACGCCGACUCGGAGAUGCAGUUUGCCCCCGCCCUGGUCUAUCUGCCCGUUAGGGUUCGGGCCUCGGAGUCGGCCACGCUCAGCUUCCGGCUAACACCGGCCUAAAGGUGCCACAUGCAACAGGUAUAGUGUUGCCAGCGUAAGUUCAAGCCAUAGAAACCAAAGAAACGAGGUUUGGGGUUUGGGACACUCUAUAGCAAUCCAACUUCAAAAGAAACUCUUUUUAAAUUUAAACAUUUUGGAAACUAAAGUAAAACACAGAGUGUCCCAUUCCCCGAGCUUUCAAUCCCCCCCCACUUAAUAGUUAAGCAAACGAAGUUAGGAACAUGAACAAGACAAAAUAGUGGAACUACAAAAGACUGAGUGCGCAUAUUAGUUGAGCUCAUAAUUAAACUUAAAUAUACAAAAACCAUAAUAACGACAACAACAAUCGAUCAAUAUCUAAGCCCGAUAUCGGGCCAAAAAGUUCACCAUGUCCAACAUGGCACUAAUCAAAUCUAUAGCCUAUAACACAACAAGAACAAGUCCGUUUCAGCUGGCAACACUCUGCUAACCAUCAAAAUAAGAUCUAUAUAUAUAUAUAAAUAUAUAUACAUAUAUUUUGAUAGACGCAUGACACAGCGUAAAGCAUAACAUACCGCAACCUAUAACAUAUAUCUCUAGUGAUUAACUAUCAAAGUUCCUAUGCGUAAUAGUAAUUUAUCGUAAACGAGUUGCAGAAACCAAAAAAAUGAAGAGAAGGAGAACGGAGGGUGAGAGGAAUCUAAAUACGUACAUAGUGUAGGCGAAGGGGAGGCAAAAAAUGGAGGGACAGACCCAUUGGAAAAAUACAAUAUAUACCACUUAGAAGGAAUAUAUAUCGUAGUAGCAGCAGCAUAAAAUCAAAAUUACAAUUAUACAUUUCUCAUCUAGAUAUGGCGUGGGUUUGUCGUGCUUAGGUUAGAGUUGAAAAGUCCCCGGGGGAUCGGCAUAUAUAUGGCAUAUAAACAAUGCUAUGGUAAGGCUUCAGCACAAAACAAAUUGCUCAAAAUCAAAAUCUUUAUAGCGAAGACUACACUCCUAGGAUGUUCUGAAAGAUGGCCCUUGAAUAUCUCCACUUCUAUUGAUUAUCAUCCUCUGUAGCAAACACUCUUGUAUUAACCGUAUCUGAACCAAGUUAUAUCCAAGGAAAUGUCUUCACUAAAACAUAAUUCUAGCGCACAACGUGUACAUAAAAAGUUGUUAAAGAUAACACCAUUAAAAGUUCAGAUUUACGAAGGGGAGGGGUCAAUACGAGAUAGAUUGGGAGAAAACUAGCGCCGGAAGGUAAGAAUUAAGAACAUUUAAACGACUCAGGGCAAAAGUACAAUGACCAUUAGUACUUUUUUAUACAAACAUAUUUAAAGAAACCAAACAAGCAUACGCAAGUAAAAUAUUACCAUAAUAAUAAAUUAAAUAUAUUAUGAAUCGUUAAUAAAGAUAACAAAAAUGCUACCUCAGACGGACUUGAAAACAAUAAUUAAAAUAAAAUGAAUUUAUAACGAAAAUCUACGAAACCAUAUAAACAUAAAAUUGCAGCAAAAGCAACUCUUAAAGUUUAAACCAAUUUUUGUAGUAACUUUACCUCAAAACAGAAUUACAUUUUAUGGUUUAUUCAAAAUUCUAUUAUAUAUCCUAUCAUUUAAUUAACCAUUCUAAGUUUGAACAUUCCAAAGACCAGAACUAGUCGCAUAAACAAGAACCAAAAGAUUCUAGUCAAACGUAUAAUAACAAAAAUAUUUUAAAAUAUAAAAACAAAAGCCAAAGUCAGAUCCAUCAACUCUUCAAAUUUGGGUGACGAAUUUCGCAGAUUAUUUUUUAGUGUUUAAGGAAUUUGUUCUUCGGUGAGAAGAGUUGCCCAAUUUGAGUUGAUGGCUCCAAGAUUAAUAUGGAUCGGCGAAAACUAUUUGCUAUAUUUGAAAUUUCAUUUUUUUAAAAACGUGUGUUUUUUAAAAUGCUGCGUGCCUUUUAGCAAAUACUUCGUCGAGUCCACAACAGCGUAAAUUUGAACUUAAAAGUCGAAAUUAAAUUUUACACAUAACUACAAAUAUAAAUCGUAAUUUUAUUUUAUAUUCCACUUAUUCCUUAGUUAUUAUAUCUUACUUUAAAUAUGUAUAUAUGUAUUAAAUAAAUGUCAUGCAAUUUGUAUUUGUUAAACUUGAGUUUCUUUUAUUAUUUUGAUGUUGAUUUCUGAUAUCCCAAUUUACAAGCCACCGCAUGUUUUUCUUUUUUUUUACCACUGAUUGAAGUGUGCCAGACUCGAGUCCAAUCCAAGGUCUUAAAAAAUCAGUAUCUUCAACUUAUUGACUGUGAAGUUGUCGUCGAUAGGGGAAGACCUUUUCCUUUGUUUCAUUUUUUGAAAAACGUUCCCAUAGGGGACCUUCAUUUUUCGGGGUGUUAUAUGCUGGUCCAACGCCUUGGCUGCUUCAAUUAUCAAAUUGCCAUUUGAUUCAAUUUGUCAACAAUAGUCUCAAGCAUAUCUGCGACUUGCUUAAUCAUUUUAAAAAACUCACAAGCAGCUGGGUUUCCUUUCCUCUCCUCUUUUAAAUGUAACCAAAAACAGCACCCUCAUAAAAAAAGGAAAAAAACAUAAUAAGUGAAACUGUUUCCGGUUUUGGGUCAGGCCUUGACCAACCCUCUGAUUAGUAUGUUUGCAUUAAAAAAUACAUCUGUAUGAAUGGCUAUAUUCCGCUGGAAAAAACAGAAACUACGAUAACAAAAACCCAGCAUGGUGAUGUGAGGGUCAAGUUGGAGGGUCAGGUCAGCAGCUGCAGUUGUUUGAAGUUCUAAAAAAAAGUUCCUAAGCCGGAAUCAAAAUCGAUAUUGCCAUGGCUAUUGAUUAAAUACAGCCACCCUCUGAGUUUGGAAUCUCGCCCGUUUUGGGCAGUUAAUUAUUUGUCACGUGUCCAUGCAAAUUUCAUCUCAUUGAUUACGGACAGAUAUUCGAUACUUUUCCGGCUGCCGGCGCUGCAAUUAAAGAUUGACUUGAGCAACAACCCCCAGGUUGACCAGGGGAUGGUAGGCAAAUUUCAUAAAUAUUUUCCCGAGUUUUUCCGAUAUU